Messenger RNA from Besnoitia besnoiti, 1332 nucleotides. RefSeq lists its product as uncharacterized. Gene Ontology annotation, cellular component: cytoplasm. The record is from RefSeq and is a predicted model, not a curated record. The transcript has 10 exons. NCBI's taxonomy places the organism in Eukaryota, Apicomplexa, Conoidasida, Eucoccidiorida, Sarcocystidae. Bases 1 to 1332 code for a protein of 443 amino acids. Gene Ontology annotation, biological process: tubulin complex assembly; post-chaperonin tubulin folding pathway.
AUGGAGCAAGCGCCCAGCUUCGAGGAGGAGGUAGUGUCUGAGCAAAAGCAGAGCCCCUUAGAGGAGAAUGAGCGAGCUCGAGAAGAGCUGAGAGCCUUCGAAAGUUUCCUCGACCAAGUGCUUCACGAGGCACGCACGUUUCUUCCGCGAGCUCCUGGCGGCAGCGGCUCGCGAGCGGACCCCAAUUCUCUCGGCUGUUCUUCGUCAGCCCCUUCCUCGUCUUCUACCUGCGCCUCUUCAGCGACUGCCUUCACACGAACCAGAGAGGAAGAGGCGCUUCUUCAUCUCGAGCGCCUUCGGGAAGCCUCAGAAAAGCUGGCGAUGAUUCGCCGGCGAAACUGCUCCGGAAGCGAUGGCGAGGAGCGGAGACGCAAGUUGCAGGCAGCUACGAUAUCUCGCAUGGAGGAGCAGCUGAUUCAGGAGCGCGAUCGACUCGCUGCGCCGAAGAAGACAUUCUCAUUUCGGAAGAAGGCGUCAGAUAAGCCAUCCCGCGCCUCUUCAGCUUUGGCUGCGGCCGGUCAUGACAAGAGAGAGAAAGACCUGGAGGGGAAACCUGACGCAUCAUGCGCCGUGUCAUGCGAGAGAGAAGAGGGCGAAGAAGAGACGCUAGGCCCUCACGUUAUUCUCAUCGAAAAGCGGCAACAGGAAACAAUUAUAUUCGGUCCUGGCGAACUCGGAGGACGAGAACUGUUGCUCCGAGACCUCGAUCAAUGCCUCGUCGUCGUUUCAGAAAAGAUCCCCGCGGCGCGCGUCCGGCGACUCUCCUCUUGCCUUGUCUUUUUUUCGGAGAUCGCAAGCUCGCUGUGGCUCUUCGGAUGUACCAAGUCGCUCUUCGCGUUGAAAACGCAACAGCUGCGAGUCCACGAUAGCUCGGACACUGCGUUUCUCCUCGACAUCUUCUCAUCGCCGAUCAUUGAGCGGACGCGUGGCGCAGUCUUUGGUCCGCAGCUGCUCGAGCUCCGAGUUGCCUCCCCCCGGGGCAACUCUGCCACAGAGGCGAGUGGAGGGGAAAGCGACGCCGAGGAAAACUUGUUAUGGCGAGAUGUUAAGGACUUUGACUGGAUCAAGAAACAGGCCUCUCCGCACUGGGAAGCGCUUCCUCUCUGUCCGCCGUUUGGCUUUUUCCGCGCGCCGCUCGCGCUGCAUGGCGCGAGUUCGGAGACAGCAUCGCGCCUCGUUUUGGAGCGGGACGCGCCCGAGUGGUUUUCGGUUGGAGCCCUACGGGCCGCCGCGUCUGCAUCGGACCUUGCGAAGCGCGCCGCUCGCGAGGCGGUCGCCCGCGCUGCAGAAAGUGUGCCCGCACACGCAGAACAAGACGAAGACGAGAUCUGA